Amoebophrya sp. A120 is the source of this 1556-nucleotide messenger RNA. The record is from the annotation of a GenBank genome assembly. NCBI's taxonomy places the organism in Eukaryota, Dinophyceae, Syndiniales, Amoebophryaceae.
GAGUGCACCUUCGCGUCGCCGCGGCAGCACCUCUACAUGCGAGCGCGCGCGCUUUUCAUGGUUGGGGCCUGUGACGUCGCCCUCUUUCGAGAGCGACGACGCACUUUUGUGGAGGGCGCCACCGCCUAGCGGCAGCACACCUCACACUGCACACUGUGCCUGCGCGCGUUGGUGAAGUGCACCUCCGCGUGAGCGGCAGCACCUUCGCCAAGCGUAGCGCGCACCUCGUUGGAGUGCACCUCCGCUUUCGCGGCAGCACCUCCUCCGAGCACGGCCUGUCCCUCUGAGGAGUGCACCUCCGCGUGAGCGGCAGCACCUUCGCCAAGCGUAGCGCGCACCUCGUUGGAGUGCACCUCCGCUUUCGCGGCAGCACCUCCUCCGAGCACGGCCUGUCCCUCUGAGGAGUGCACCUCCGCGUGAGCGGCAGCACCUCCUCUGAGUGCGACAGUCGCGGCACCGAAGCCAGCGGAGUGCGAUCCGCACCUCUGCAAAGUGCACCUCUGCUUUCGCAGCAGCACCUGAGCAGAGUGCGGCGCUCAUAGCACAUCUGCAAAGUGCGCCUCUGCUUUCGCAGCAGCACCUGAGCAGAGUGCUUGACGCACAUCCGUGCGGAGUGCAGUCUGCACAACCGUGGAGUGCACCUCUGCGUUGCAGCAGCACCUCCACGGAGCGCGUCAUGCGCCUCCGCGUGGGCCGGGGCGCCUCGACGCUCCCGUGCCCACGGCUUUCUCUUUUCUUUUGGGGGGAUAUGGAUACCACACGGCGCGCGGGCCGUCUUGCUCUUUGUGUUUAUUCCGACAUUGCCAGACCGUACAACACACGGGCAACGAUCGAACGAGAAACCAAAAGGCCCGCACGUCGUUGCCCGGAGCGGUGUCGUCUCCGUUAGCUGGCAGCGCUUAGCCUCAUUUUGCUAUUGAUAGGGCUGAUGGACGCAAAAUAUCAAUUAAAGUUAUAUAGUGAAUGCCAUAUGCAUAUCAUGUAAGCGCUACGAAAGGAUGCGAAAUCUAGAUGAUACUACUCAUGGUUGAUUCCGCGAGCUCAAGAAGCAAAUAUAACAAACAAAAAGCACAGGAAGAAUAGGAAUAGCAAAAGCACCAAUUUACAAAGGAGAGGUAUGGAGCUGGAAACCGCGACUACGGAUAUCUAUCGUCGAGAAUGUACUAUCUGUUUAUGUAUAUUACGGGGUGCGUAUUUACAAACGCGGCAAGCACUUGCACUCAUUCAGCACAUAUAAAGAAGGAGGAAGAGCAGAGCCGCAUGGUUGACUCUUCAGUGGUGCUGGUGAAUUUGUAAGAUGCAUCGUCCAAUAAAUUUACACGAUUCAUCAAGUGGAAGUAUUUUACCACGCUAGUACAGUAGGUUCUUCCUCCUGCCCGUGCGCUUCGUCGAUAUCUUUUCCACCCGCCCGCCGUUCGUGGCCGUGGAACCCAAAAAUCAAGAGAUCCCGAGUGAAAGUAGAGCCUUUCUCCCGUCAAACGAGAUCUGACGAUCUACAAGAAGCGUUCCUUCAAUCGAUCUGAUAUGUUGGACUCGACGAGAGCAGUUGUGUCGCC